Messenger RNA from Sphaeroforma arctica JP610, 736 nucleotides. RefSeq lists its product as hypothetical. The record is from RefSeq and is a predicted model, not a curated record. The transcript has a single exon. The annotation marks the transcript as partial. Lineage: Eukaryota; Ichthyosporea; Ichthyophonida.
UCGCAAUGUUGAGUUCUCCACCGGAGAACGCCCUCAACGGUCUGCUUCCGGCAAACACGCCAUACGCAGUUCUACCCCUUCAUCGUGGGUCAUCCCUAGCGAUUGGGCUACUGCGUCUCACCACGUUGCCAUUGAGAUCCCUUUCAUUCCACCACACGGACCUCCUACCACCCACCCCCCCCCCGCCCCCCCCCUUCCCCCAUCAUUCUCAGGCAGUCAAAACCCAUUCCUCCCGUUCCUACCCCAAUUGUUCUACCUCUACCGAUUCCCCUUACUUUCCUUCUAUCCCCAAAUUCUCCCCUCCUGUCCCCAUACCCACCAUCCAAGCACCACCCUCCUCCAUCCCACACCCCACCACCCACCCCAACAUCCCCCCACUUCCGACUCCUACCCCAUCAUUCUCAAGCAGUCAAAACCCAUUCCUCCGGUUCCUACCCCGAUUGUUCUACCACUACCGAUUCCCCCUACUUUCCUUCUAUCCCCAAAUUCUCCCCUCCUGUCCCCAUACCCUUCCCUCCUGUCCGCCAUACCCACCAUCCAAGCACCACCCUCCUCCAUCCCACUCCCGACCACCCACCCCAAUAUCCCCCCACUUCCGACUCCUACCCCACUACCACACCCUACGACCCCACCUCCUGACAUCACCCAGGAUUUUGGCUUUGAGCCAAACUUGGCGGCCUUCUAUACUCGGCACGACUCUAACAUAUACGACCCUAAGCCAUCCGUGAGCAGAUAA